AUGUUAAGCUACUGUUUUGUCCUCACGGUGCGCUUGGAGCGCGAAGGCCCGGCAGUGGCGGCCUGCGUUGGUUUGACAAUAUCAGCAGCCUCAGAUGUAGGCAGAAUUGAUUCCGAGACAUGGACUCUUCGUAAAACGGGGAAGAAGAAAGUUGAUGCGUUGGAAAUGUGGUGCUGGAGACAGAUGCUAGGAAUAUCGUCGACAGAGUUUCGUACAAAUUAUUCCAUAUUAAAAGAUCUAUGCAUCAGACAGCGCCUAUCAACCACAGUGCAAUUACGCAUUCUGACCUUCUUCGGUCAUGUAUCUCACCGUGGUAAUGACUCCAUAGAGCGUCUCGUAGUGCAGGGAAAAGUGGAAGGCACCAGGCCACGUGGUAGAUCACCAAUGAGAUGGACAGACCAGAUCAAGGCCGCAACUAAGUGCUCAGUUUACGAAUGUACCCGGAAAGCUACAGUCCGCGACGAAUGGCGCCGUAUUACCAAAAACCUCACUCAUCUUGAUUCAAAAUAUUGA
Molecule: messenger RNA, 513 nt
Organism: Achroia grisella
Lineage: Eukaryota; Metazoa; Arthropoda; Insecta; Lepidoptera; Pyralidae
Exons: 2
Coding region: 1-513 (170 amino acids)
Source: RefSeq, a predicted model, not a curated record